Molecule: messenger RNA, 1248 nt
Organism: Vicia villosa (hairy vetch)
Lineage: Eukaryota; Viridiplantae; Streptophyta; Magnoliopsida; Fabales; Fabaceae
Product: F-box/kelch-repeat protein At3g23880-like
Exons: 1
Coding region: 1-1248 (415 amino acids)
Molecular function (GO): protein binding
Source: RefSeq, a predicted model, not a curated record
AUGCAUCUUCUUCAUUCUCAAAACGACACAGUUUCCACUGUUAUUUUUCUCCGAAAUCCACCGCCUUUCUCACCGGAACAACUCACACCACCGCCUAUUUUACCGGAGGAACUCAUCAGAGAGAUCCUCUUGCGGCUUUCGGUGAAGUAUCUUGUUCAAUUUAAGUGCGUUUGCAAAUUAUGGAAAACCCUAAUCUCCGACUCCCAAUUCGUAAAGAGCCAUCUCCAAAUCUCACGCAUCAACAGCCAACAGUUGGUCUUUUCCGUUUUAGAAAAACCGUACAAAAUCGCAUCUUACUCUUUGGAACCAUUAUUUGAAAACUCAUCAACCCCUAUUGAACCUGUUACCUUCUGCUCCAUGAAGAAUAGCAAGAGGUGUAUUAUAGGUUCAUGCAAUGGCCUGCUAUGUGUCUUUCAUAGCUAUCAUAAUACUGUCGAACUGUGGAACCCUUCUAUCAGGUUCAAAUCCAACAAAUCUCCACAAGUUGUAUCGCGCGAUUGGCUUAUCAUGCAAUAUGGCUUUGGAUAUGAUCAGGUUAAUGACAAGUACAAGGUGCUAUUAGUUGCGCGACAUAAGCGUGAUUUUACUCAAUCUUUGACCAAAAUUUAUACUUUUGGUGAAAAUAUUUGGAAAACCAUUCCCAACUUUUCCAUUAGGCCUACUAGGAGGAUAGGAAAAUUUGUGAAUGGCACUCUGAAUUGGAUGGUAUAUAAAGGUGGUGUUCAUUCUAAUCAAUUCAUGAUUUUUUCCUUUCAUGUAGAGAAGGAGACUUAUAGGGAAAUGUUGCUACCUCAAAAUGAUGGGCCAAUCUAUAUGCGCUCACAACAGAAUCUAUAUGUUUUGAAUAAUUGUCUUUGUAUGAGGGAUCAUAACGGUGUUGUGUGGUUAAUGAAAGAAUAUGGUGUUGUUGAAUCAUGGACUAAAUUGAUGAUUCUUCCUAUACUGAAGAAUGCUCCUUGUUUCGAUGUCCCCUUGUUCAUUUCAGAAAAUAGUGUUCUUUUCAUGAGAACAUGGUCUUCUUCCUUUCACACAUUUAACUUCUUUAAUAAUGGUGCGAAUGAAACUUCUUUUGCUGAACCCUGGGACAUUUCAGAGCAGGGUGCUGUUACUCUAAUACCAAAAUCGUCUUCCCAACUUGUCUUAUAUAAUUCAGAUAUUGACCAGUGUUAUCCUUUGAUAGUUAAAACUAGCACAAUUGGGCUCGACCUACAUAUUCAUUGUGAAAGUUUGGUAUCACUGCAAUGGUAA